AUGCGGUCCUUCGCCCCCUUAAUCGUGAGCCUCCUCGGAGCUACUGCGGCCGUUCAUGCAGCUGAGCCCGAAGCUGCUGAUGCCGACGCCAAUGUCAUUACCUUGACAACCGAUACCUUUGAUGACUUUGUCAAGGAGCAUCCUUUGGUUCUUGCUGAGUUCUAUGCACCUUGGUGCGGCCACUGCAAGGCUCUUGCCCCCAAGUACGAGGAGGCAGCUACAGAGCUGAAGGCCAAGGAUGUCCCCUUGGUCAAGGUGGAUUGCACAGAGGAGGAGGAGCUGUGCCGAACCUACGAGGUGGACGGUUACCCUACUCUGAAGGUCUUCCGUGGCCCGGAUUCCCACAAGCCCUACGCGGGCGCCCGUAAGGCUGACGCCAUCGUUUCAUACAUGACCAAGCAGUCCAUGCCCGCCGUCUCCAACGUGAACGAGGAGAACUUGGAGGAAUUCAAGGCCUUGGACAAGAUUGUGAUUAUCGGAUACGUGGCAGCCGACGACAAGACUGCCAACAAGAGCUUCACUUCCUUCGCCGAGUCCCAACGUGAUAACUUCCUCUUCGCUGCCUCCAACGACGCUGCCCUCGCCAAGGCCGAGGGAGUCAAGCAACCCUCAAUUGUUAUCUACAAGGACUUCGAUGAGAAGAAGGCUGUCUAUGACGGAAAGCUGGAGGAGGAGGCCAUCCUCGAGUGGGUUAAGACUGCUAGCACGCCCCUUGUUGGCGAGCUUGGCCCCGAGACUUACUCGAAGUACAUGGCGGCCGGUAUCCCCCUGGCUUAUAUCUUUGCCGAGACAGCGGAGGAGCGCGAGCAAUUUGCCGCUGAUUUCCGUCCCAUCGCUGAGAAGCACCGCGGAGCUAUUAACAUUGUCACCCUCGAUGCCAAGCUCUUCGGUGCCCACGCAGGAAACCUCAACCUUGAGCCCGAGAAGUUCCCCGCUUUCGCUAUCCAGGAUACCAGCAAGAACGCCAAGUACCCGUACGACCAGACCAAGAAGAUUGACGCCAAAGAUAUCGGCAAGUUCAUUAAGAACGUUCUUGACGGCAAGGUCGACCCUAGCGUCAAGUCGGAGCCCAUUCCCGAGACCCAGGAGGGCCCUGUUACCGUUGUCGUGGGCCGUAACUAUCAGGAGACCGUCAUUGACAACGAUAAGGAUGUCCUCCUCGAGUUCUACGCUCCCUGGUGCGGUCACUGCAAGUCUCUUGCUCCCAAGUACGAAGAGCUCGCCGCUUUGUACGCCGGUGUUCCUGAGCUGAACGACAAGGUCACCAUCGCUAAGAUCGAUGCCACUGCCAACGAUGUGCCCGAUUCGAUCACUGGCUUCCCCACCAUCAAGCUGUACCCCGCCGGUUCUAAGGACUCCCCUGUUGAGUACGCCGGUACCCGUACCGUUGAGGAUCUGGUCUCCUUCAUCAAGGAGAACGGCAAGUAUCAGGUGGAUGGCCUGGAUGGAGGCGCAAAGAAGCCCGUUGAGCGCGGUGGCGAUGUCACUUCCAUGGGUAGCCCCAAGCCCACCGAGUCUGCUGCUUCUGAAGAGGCGGAUGUUCACGAUGAGCUCUAA
Penicillium bovifimosum is the source of this 1557-nucleotide messenger RNA. It is a transcript of the gene pdiA, whose product is annotated as protein disulfide isomerase PDI1. Gene Ontology annotation, biological process: response to endoplasmic reticulum stress; protein folding. NCBI's taxonomy places the organism in Eukaryota, Fungi, Ascomycota, Eurotiomycetes, Eurotiales, Aspergillaceae. The coding region runs from base 1 to 1557 and encodes 518 amino acids. Gene Ontology annotation, molecular function: protein disulfide isomerase activity. Gene Ontology annotation, cellular component: endoplasmic reticulum. The transcript has 4 exons. The record is from RefSeq and is a predicted model, not a curated record.